AUGACCGUUGGGCACCAGGAAGAAGCCUUGAAAUCUGCCCCUAAUAAUUGUCUUCAUGAAGGCAUUGGUGUCCUUGCUGCUGAUGACGACGACAUCAAGUCGGGGCUUCAUGUAUGUAGAGAACAACAAUCGAAUCAAAUUCAACAGAACGUCCUUCAAGUCGAAAGCUACUGUCAGCCGACCUUCAAACAUUACUUCGCUCGGUGUGCUGCCCCCAACGGUGAAUACAGGCUAUGUAGCAGAUACACAACCAUGUACCAUAUUGCCUAUCGGAGGAGGUACGUCCCCCCUUCACCGCCCGCUGAUCGGUUUGAAUGCUGCCCUGGAUGGAGGCAAGCUCAUAAAUACGCAAAAGGCUGCACGGAAGCAAUCUGUACACAAGAAUGUCAGAAUGGCGGAAGAUGUUUGAGGCCGAAUACCUGCGCCUGUCCGGCGGGCUGGACCGGUCAAUAUUGUGAAAUUGAUAUAAAUGAGUGUGAAGGCACGACGCAUGGCUGUCAACAAAGAUGCGAAAAUAAAGAGGGAAGCUUUGCAUGUAAAUGCCAGACCGGGUUCACGUUAGCGGAAGACGGAAAAUCUUGCACAGUUUGCUUAACAUGUACACCGGAAUACGACUUUCUACUAGCAAGAGUUAAUUUAUUAGAAAGGGAUGUCGCUCAACUACGGCAUAAUCAGUCCGCCCAUGCUGCCGCCCAUGCUGCCGCCAAUCAACCGGUCCCCAAGCAACCUCUAGCUAUCAGCGCCCUCCCUCUACCAAAUGAUCAGUAUAUAGCACAGAUGCAACGAGUGGAAUCGCUUAGUGAGCAAAUAUCAAUGCUUGAAGAGAGACUAGCAGAUUGUUCAUGUCGAAGACGUAACAACAAAGGCCGGAGAUAAGCAAGGAUGAAUUAUGGCGCUUCAUUUGCUGCUUUGAACAUUCUGCAAAAUAUUAGU
Molecule: messenger RNA, 933 nt
Organism: Lytechinus variegatus (green sea urchin)
Lineage: Eukaryota; Metazoa; Echinodermata; Echinoidea; Temnopleuroida; Toxopneustidae
Gene: egfl7
Product: epidermal growth factor-like protein 7
Exons: 8
Coding region: 1-876 (291 amino acids)
Biological process (GO): anatomical structure development
Cellular component (GO): cell surface; extracellular region
Molecular function (GO): signaling receptor binding; calcium ion binding
Source: RefSeq, a predicted model, not a curated record